Messenger RNA from Ictalurus punctatus (channel catfish), 1492 nucleotides. RefSeq lists its product as uncharacterized. The transcript has 5 exons. The record is from RefSeq and is a predicted model, not a curated record. Bases 546 to 1325 code for a protein of 259 amino acids. NCBI's taxonomy places the organism in Eukaryota, Metazoa, Chordata, Actinopteri, Siluriformes, Ictaluridae.
UUUUCCAGAGAUGUCUUCCAGUCGCUGUGUUAAGCAGUAAUGAAGUUAAACGGAGACGCCUCACUCUCGCUAAACCCCGCCCACACAUACGUGUUUUCAGACACGCCUCUCUCUCUGUCUCUCUAAACACACCCAUUCACGUGUUUUCAACGUAGCCAGUACGUUCUGUCAAAAUGUCAAUCACGGCGGUAGAACUAGAGGGCUAAUUUAUGGCCUCGUCCGUGUCAGGCCUGCGUUUCUCUAGGAGUGCUUAAUUUAUGGCCCUUUGUUUCUUCCUGACCAAAGAGUUUUUUAUGACUAGGGGGGUCGUGGUGUGAUCCUACAGAUUGUUUAUGAUAAUGAGUGUCUGCGGGGGUGUUAAUGGCUUUACGACACACCCUACAAUAGGUAUGCUUUAUGUUUAAAAGUACGGCCAGUUACGCAGAAGUCUCUAAGAUCGCGGCCGUGUAUCAGAGCGCUGUGUAAUUUUAGGCGAAUCGUCGAUUCUCGUUUUAACUCACCUUUAAAGCUUUAUAUAUUAUUUUUGAGAAUACUUCAAAGAGGAGAUGGCUGUCUGUCGCAACAGUGAUGAUGAUAUUGUGUCUAUCCCGGACAUCGUAGACGAAAUCAGGUUUCUGAACAAGGCAAGCGGGUCGAACACAGAAGUCCCGCGAGUCAGGUUUGAAAACCCCGUGCUGGGCUUGUCAAAUCUUGUAGACAAGAUCGCUGCACCCGAGUUCAAAAAUAGUGCUGCGGUCUCCACUGAACUCGGUAUACCAACGAACUCUGGAAAGGCCAAGCGUAAAACAGUCGCUCAGGUCCACAGCGCGGGUGUCGCUACGUCUAAACGUAAACGAUCAAGAUCUCCCCCACGAUCGACAGACGAGUCAUCUGUGAAUGAACCGAGCGCUAUAGACUCGUGUUUGAAUUGGAAUCAGGAGCUGUUAGAUUCGUGGGACGCAUGUGUAUUUACCCCGGUUCCCGGAGACGAUCUGCCUUCAAACCAAGAAGCAUUUGGUCGCGAGGCUACUGAUGUUAUAGACAAUAACAGAGACUCGGCGGAGGUGAUACGAACCGGGUUCAAGGCCGUCGAGGAUCGUACUGCUGGUUUUGAAAAGACUUUUGCCAGCGUCACCGAGCGUCUGGACAUUAUAGAGAAGAAUCAGCGUCUUUAUAAUCAAAGUCUUGUGGAAACUUUACAAAAACAUACCAUCACACAUAAAGAAAUCAUAGCAAACCAGAAGCGUCUUAUUGGGGACAUUCGUCGCGUUGAUCACAAUCAACACCUGACGGCGGAAUUGUUAAAACAGUUUGUACAGUUAGUUAAAAACAAGAAACUCGGGUGAGUUGUACAAUAAGUAUUUUAUAACCCCUGUGUGUGUGUGUGUGUGUGUGUGUGUGUGUGUGCGUUUAUUUGCUGGUGUGUAUCUGGUUUACGGUGUGUGAUUUUUACUAGUUUUUGUUUCAAUAAUAAAAAUGUCAAAGCGGUGUGGUGAAAACUCGUGUAAUCUGG